Adineta ricciae is the source of this 1227-nucleotide messenger RNA. The record is from the annotation of a GenBank genome assembly. NCBI's taxonomy places the organism in Eukaryota, Metazoa, Rotifera, Eurotatoria, Adinetida, Adinetidae.
AUGACUUCGUCAGACGUACCUGAACUCGAAGAUCUCCCAUUUUAUCAGCAACUAAUAUCGAAUCAUUCGGAGUUUUAUGCGAAAGUUCAAGGUGCGUGUUCGUUUAUCGUUAUUCCACAACAUCUCAAUGCUGUUUUAUUGAAACGGGAUGCGUUUGAGUCCCACAUUUUCCGUCCUUCGCCCAUGUACCUUCGCAAACAUGUUUCAUGGAAUGAUAAAUAUGAAAUUGAGUUUGACAACAAUCGCGCAAUACGAUUUUUCUAUAAGAAACAAGGUGCCGGUGAAAAACGCAUCAAAAUCUUGAGUCAAGAAGAUGUUCGUGAUAGUGUACGGCAACGUACUUACACGAUAUUAAUCAUAGAGCAACCAUUGAUCGAUCUAAAUGGAUUUGAACAAAUUUCAAAUAACCCGUUAUACAAACCAAUCAUUAGAACUUUGUCACCAACGAUCCCUCGAUUUAAUGCAUCUACAGCCAGUUAUGAGUCAUCAUUUGUGUUUCUUGAUUCACUUCGUCAAAUUGAACCUGCAUUCACUCGUCUAUGUACGGACUUAUUUUCGUUUACUGACAAAUACGUCGUUCUUCCCAAGUUUCUCAAUCACGCCAUCGAUAAACUUCGUCUUCUACGUACACAAUUCCUUCAAGACUCCUAUAGAUUGUUAAAUCGGCAAUCCGAAGAUCGAGAUAUCGAAUUAGCUAGUGAGAUUUAUGUAACAGGCUAUGUAUAUACAAAGGUUUGGCCAACGAUUCUCGAAUCGACCGAAAGUAAAGAGAAACUUCUGUUUGAAAACAUUCGAAUUCGACAAAGAAAGCAACGAGCCAAUUCCAAUGAUUUCCCAGCAAAUUCCAAUCAAAGUGCGUCGAAUGAAUUGAAACGACUCGAUGAUCUAAAAUCCUCAUAUGAAAAGGCGAAAUGUAUUCGUUCAACAUUGGAUUUAACAAUCGCUGCCAAGACAUUAAUGGUUGUCGAUGCGAAGAAUUCCGCAGUUGCCUAUCAUUCAUCAUCCGAGGGAAUGGCCAUGGCAGCUGAUGAAACCUUGACUGCCUUUAUCGAUCUCAUCUGUCAAUUAGUAUCAAACGCAGAUGUCAAUUCGACAGUUCAUUUAGUCGCCCAUGAGUAUUAUACUGAAAAUUUUCGAUUUCUCCCUCUUCCACAAGAUAUUGAUUACGCUUUUACGACGUAUCGAGGUGUGAUUGAAUAUUUAACAAAUAGCUCGACGGUAUUUUAA